This is a messenger RNA of Suillus fuscotomentosus, 2331 nucleotides long. RefSeq lists its product as uncharacterized. The coding region runs from base 1 to 2331 and encodes 776 amino acids. The record is from RefSeq and is a predicted model, not a curated record. The transcript is spliced from 13 exons. Lineage: Eukaryota; Fungi; Basidiomycota; Agaricomycetes; Boletales; Suillaceae.
AUGUUGAACUUGCUAGAGAGAUUCACCAAGUUUGAGGAGGAUGACAUCCAAGUGCAGUAUCAUCCCAGUAGUCAGUGCCCAACGCAGGUUUUUCAGUUUGAGGAUUAUGGACGUGGUCUUGGCGCCCCCACAGUAGUUCCACCGGUUGAACCUGAGCCAUGGUACCCAUUCCAAACUCGGAUCAACUUCGAAGUUGUGGAGCUUGUUCUCGAAGCAGCACUCACUCACCAGCAGACGGACUGGCUUUUUGACCUCAUUCGUCGCACCAAGUCUGAACAGUUCACGCUUCGGAAUCGCAAAGAUGUACGAGAUACAUGGGACGCAGCUUCGUUUAAAUUGACACCUUUUGUAAAGGAAGAGGUAGUUGUGCCAUUUCAAGGUGAUGAUAAGACAUUUCAACUAUUCCAUCGCUCGAUAUGGGACUGGGCUGUGGAUCUCCUUCAGGAUCCCCAAGUUGGUCCACAUUUUGUCUUUGAUGCUGAACGGCUUUCAAAGUUUAACAGUGACAAGUUCGUUUGGUUCAUUCACGAGCCUUGGACAGCCAAUGCAUUCUGGGAGUAUCAAUCACAAAUACCAUCAGAUGCCAAGCCUCUCGCCUUCAUUCUUUACACAGAUAAAGCCAAAUUGUUGUCGUUUGGUCGGGUGAAAGGUUAUCCUGUCGUUGCUCGGUGUGCUAACCUUCCUGUUGCCAUUCGUAAUGGAGAAGGCUUGGGUGGUGGAUGUGUAGUGGGAUGGCUACCAAUUGUGAAGGAGGACAAGAAGCACUCCGGAAAGCCGGUAUAUGUCAACUUCAAAAAUGCAGUAUGGCAUCAAUCAUUUCUGAAGAUCCUUGCCUGCCUCGCACUGCUGUCGAAGUUUGGAUCUGCCAUUAAAUGCUGGGAUGACAUCAUUCGUAUCUUCUAUCUGAUCAUACUCAUACUCUCUGCAGACUAUGAAGAACAGUCUGUGAUGGCAUUGAUUCAUGGUCUGAUGGGAAAAUUCCCUUGCCCUAUAUGUUUUGUGCCUCGUGACGAGCUUUCUAAGACAUCUAAUAUUUAUCCUCUUCGCACAUCUGCAGGUGCAAAGGCAUUACGUGUUCAGGCCCGAGACUCCGAGAGCCUUCAUGAUGUUGAUAAUUCAUUUGAUACCAUGGAGAAUACUGAUGUUCAUCGGGCUCUCUCACAUGACAAACUCCACUUUAACGAUGGCGGCCUUUUCAGUGAUCACCUGUGGGCUGAACUGCAAAAGUGGAUCGAAAGUUCAGGUCGACAAGCUGCUGUGCAGAUUGAUAGUUCAUGCAUUUCCAGCUUUCACUCAUUUCCACACUGGCGAAAUCUCAAUCAUUUCGACCAGGUGACAUCAAUAUCUUUUUCUGAUGGAAUGAAGUAUGAAGAUAUAUCAAAAGAAACUCAUAAUGUAUUUCAUCAAGAUCAGGAUUCAGAGGCUUAUCUUCUGCUCCGUUGUAUUCGUAGCUAUGUGGAAUUCAACACAUAUGCUUCAUUAGACAUCCAUACUGAAGACACUAUCAAAGAUGGCCGAAAAGCUCUUGAAAAUUUGACUCAAUUGAUGGAUAAAUACAUCGAAGACACGUUAGACUUAAUUGACAAGUUGUGGAAUUUCCCGAAGAAACAUCUUUCUGCGCAUCUCUUUGACGAUAUUGAGGCAAAAGGUGUCACCCAAAACUAUAACACGAAACUGAAUAAAAAAAUGCAUGGCCCACUGAAGGAUGCUUAUCAGGAUCAUACAAACUUCAAGAACUUCGCUGAGCAGUUGAGCUGUCUCAAUGCGCAAAAACUCAGCCUACUCGACGCGUCAGAUCUGCCCGAGAUUGAUUCAGAGACUGAACUGAUGACAGAUGGGCUACAUUUCAGUCUUGGCUCACCACAGGCAAUGCAGUCAUUUGCAGAUGUCGAAGCCAGUAAGACAGGCAAUCCGGCCUUCAUUCAAUUUCGGAUCAAGCUGAACGAAUUUUUGAACCAUGCAUUCAAUGCCAACAAUAUACCAUUUCCCAAUGGGAGACGAAUCCAACUCGCUGCUGAUGACACGAAUCAUUCACAAAUCACUGAGUACCAAUUUCUUAAAGUCAACUAUGAAUCACUCGUUGACUGGCGUGUAUCUGCUGACUAUCUACGAUGCAGUCCAAUGUUUCACGGAUUGCCUCGAUAUGAUUUCGUCAUCCUGCAGACAGAAGUUAGCGUCAUCUUCGCACAAUUAUUGAUGGUCUUCACCUGCAUGGUCGGAGAUGUCCAAUACCCUAUCAUGCUCACUCUCCCAUAUGAUCAACCUGUUGGUGCUCAUCCACGGAAGGACAAAGAUCUUGACUUCUGGCGAGUUAAGGCAAAGCCUCAAUGA